This is a messenger RNA of Penicillium verhagenii, 681 nucleotides long. Its product is annotated as C2H2-type zinc finger protein. The transcript is spliced from 2 exons. Bases 1 to 681 code for a protein of 226 amino acids. Lineage: Eukaryota; Fungi; Ascomycota; Eurotiomycetes; Eurotiales; Aspergillaceae. The record is from RefSeq and is a predicted model, not a curated record.
AUGCAAUCCCCCUUCAGCUACGCCGAUUCCUCCUACUCCUCAUCCUACUCAUCAUCCUACUCGUCCUCCUCCCCCGGCGGUAUGGAUUUCUACUUCCGUGGCCCGCCCGUGUUCGACAACAUGUGCGACGUCGAUGCAAGCUCAUUUACAACCCCGGAAUUUGCCCCGGAGUUCGUAUCCGAACCAUAUAGUUACUCCUUCACUAGUGCGCCAAAUUCAUACGCCUAUGGUCCCACGAAUGAAGCUCCAAUUUAUGAUGCCACUGGUCUCCUGGGGACCAGAUUACCCAGUAGUCCCGCCGCGAGUAGUAGCUGUGGAAGCUCCUCGUACGGGAGCGGGAGCAGCUUCAACAUGCCCGAAGAAGUUCCUAUGCCCGAUUAUCCCCUCCCGGGCGAGAUCGAGGAUUCGGGUCCCCAGUCCCCACCCGCUCCAUCCAAACCCGCUGCUAAGCCCUUUGGCUGCGACGAUUGCGGCAAGUCCUUCACUCGCUUUGCCGACUUGAAGCGUCAUCAGUCCAGCGUCCAUUACCCCGUCUUUCGCAACUGCCCUGUUGAACAUUGCUCCCGCAAAGGCGCCAAUGGCUUCCCUCGCCAGGACCACCUAGUUGAACAUUUGCGCUCUUACCACCAUCUCGAUGUUCCGAAGCGGCGCGCGAAACGCUCGGCUAAGGAUAUGGCUUGA